Molecule: messenger RNA, 5734 nt
Organism: Ahaetulla prasina
Lineage: Eukaryota; Metazoa; Chordata; Lepidosauria; Squamata; Colubridae
Product: BOS complex subunit NOMO1-like
Exons: 28
Coding region: 64-3396 (1110 amino acids)
Cellular component (GO): endoplasmic reticulum membrane
Molecular function (GO): carbohydrate binding
Source: RefSeq, a predicted model, not a curated record
CUGAGUCAGCGCUGGCCGGCCCUUUCCGCGGCUGCUCGGCGUGUCACGGCGGGCGGCUCGGCGAUGCUGCGGCGGUGGUGGUCGCCGGCGUGGGGUUGCUGGUGGUGGGCGCUGUGCGGAGCCCUCUGGGGCGGGGCGGGGGGCUCCGAGGACAUCGUGGUGGGCUGCGGGGGCUUCGUCAGGUCCGACGUCGAGAUCAAUUACUCCCUGAUCGAGAUUAAAUUGUACACCAAGCAUGGCACUCUGAAGUACCAAACAGACUGCGCUCCAAAUAAUGGUUACUUUAUGAUUCCUCUGUAUGAUAAGGGGGAUUUUGUCCUUAAAAUUGAGCCUCCCCUAGGGUGGAGCUUUGAGCCAACGAGUGUGGACAUCCAUGUUGACGGCGUAAACGACAUUUGCACCAAAGGAGGCGAUAUCAAUUUUGUUUUCACCGGCUUCUCAGUAAAUGGGAAGGUUCUUAGCAAAGGUGAGUCUCUGGGUCCUGCCGGCGUCCUCGUCGUGCUCCGAAAUCCCAGCACAGGAGUGACCUUACAGAGCACAACCACUCAGCCUGGAGGAAAGUAUGCCUUUUUAAAAGUGCUUCCUGGAGAAUAUGAAGUCUUCGCUUCUCAUCCCACCUGGACUCUGAAAGAGGCCACCACUACUGUUCGGGUCACCAGCUCCAAUGCGUACGCUUCCAGUCCACUCAUCGUGGCCGGGUACAAUGUCUCCGGAUCUGUCCGAAGUGAUGGCGAGCCAAUGAAAGGUGUCAUGUUUCUCCUCUUCUCCUCUUCUGUGGCAAAGGAGGACAUUAUGGGCUGCAAUUCUUCCCCAGUUGAUGGUUUUCCGGCAAGGGAUGAUUCUCUCGCCUACCUUUGCAAUGUCAUUUCCAAAGAAGACGGUACCUUUACCUUCCAGUCUCUGCCGAGUGGGAAAUACGCCGUGAUACCCUUUUACAGGGGGGAGAGAAUUACGUUCGAUGUCGCCCCUUCCAAAUUGGAUUUUGUCGUGGAGCACGAUAGUCUCAAAAUUGAGCCGGUCUUCCACGUCAUGGGCUUCUCAGUCACGGGUAGAAUUUUGAACAGCCCCGAGGGUGAAGGGGUGCCAGAUGCCAUCGUGAUCCUGAAUAGCCAGAUUAAAGUUACUACCCGGUCAGAUGGUUCUUUCCGUCUUGAAAAUAUCACAACCGGUACAUACACCAUCCAGGCUCACAAAGAACAUCUCUUCUUCGAUACCAUCACGGUGAAGAUCGCUCCCAACACCCCACAGCUGGCUGAUAUCAUAGUAACAGAAUUCAGCGUCUGUGGGCAGAUCUCCGUGACCCGCUUCCCCGAUUCGAUCAAGCAGAUCACCAAAUACAAAGUGAACCUGUGGCCUCAGGAUAAGGAGAAAGCUGUGCUGAUGACCACCGAAACAGAUGCUCGUGGUGGGUUUUGUUUCAAGGCGAGACCAGGGUUAUAUGUUCUCCAGGUCAUUGUUCCCGACACAGAAGCAAGAGCCGGACUCGCUUUAAAGCCCAAAGUGUUUCCUGUUACAGUGGCUUCCAAGCCGGUGCUGGAUGUGAUCUUUUCUCAGUUCUUGGCUUCUGUUUCCGGGAAGAUCACUUGCUUGGAUGGUUGCGGGGAAUUGAUGGUGAUACUUCAGUCCAUCCUUCGGCCAGGAGAAAAACGAAGCCUCCAGCUUACAGCCAAGUCAACCUCCUUGGUCUUUACCUUUGAAAAUGUCCUGCCAGGCAAAUACAAAAGUAAGAAUCUUGCAUGUCUUCGCAUCUUUUUAGCACAGUGGCCAAAGGAUGUGAUGGUUACCAUUCGGUCUUCAAUCGACAGUGAACCUGAUUUGGUGCUUGGGCCAUUGAAAUCCCAACAAGAGCUACGUCAGGAGCAGCAACGGGCUGAAAUAGAGACUCGCCGGCAGGAGAGAGAAAAGAAAGGAUUAGAUGAAGAAGGAUCUAAGCCACCAGUGCAGGAAGUGGUGGAGGAGCUCUUGGGGCCAUUCCACUAUGACUUUUCCUAUUGGGCAAGAUCUGGAGAGAAAAUCACAGUGACCCCAUCGUCUAAAGAACUUCUUUUCUACCCUCCUUCCAUCGAAACGGUGGUCAGCGGUGAAAGCUGCCCUGGGAAGCUGAUAGAGAUAUACGGCAAAGCGGGUCUGUUCCUGGAAGGGCAGAUUCACCCCGAAUUGGAGGGGGUUGAGAUCGUAAUUUCUGAAAAAGGAGCGCCUUCCCCCCUGAUCACGGUUUUCACAGAUGAUAAAGGAUCCUACAGUGUGGGGCCACUUCACAGCGAUCUGGAAUACACCGUGACUGCUCAGAAAGAAGGGUUCAUUUUGAGCGCCGUGGAAGAGACAGUUGGAGAUUUCAAAGCUUUUGCUCUUGCUGGGGUCACUUUUGAGAUUAAAUCUGAAGAUGGUCAUCCCCUCGCAGGAGUUCUCCUUUCGCUCAGUGGUGGUACCUUUCGCUCCAACCUCCUGACUCAGGACAACGGCAUGCUGACGUUCGCCAACUUGAGUCCUGGGCAGUACUACUUCAAGCCAAUGAUGAAAGAGUUUCGCUUCGAACCCUCAUCCCAGAUGAUUGAAGUUCAGGAGGGCCAGAAUCUUAAAAUUGCCAUUAUUGGUUACCGUACGGCUUACAGCUGCUACGGCACCGUUUCUUCUCUGAAUGGGGAACCUGAGCAAGGGAUUGCAGUGGAAGCAGUAGGACAAGGGGAGUGUGCCAUCUACGGAGAAGACACCGUCACGGAUGAAGAGGGGAGAUUCCGUCUACGGGGUCUGCUGCCGUCCUGCCUGUAUCACAUUCAACUGAAAGCCGAAGGCAACGAUCACAUCGAAAGAGCUCUUCCACAGUAUUCUGCUAUUCAGGUCGGCAGCGAUGAUGUUGACAAUGUGAACAUCGUGGCUUUUCGCCAAAUCAACCAAUUUGACCUGAGUGGAAAUGUGAUCACCCCUUCUGAGUACCUCCCUACUUUAUGGGUGAAACUUUACAAAAGCGAAAACCUGGACAAUCCGGUUCACACGGUCUCCCUCGGCCAAUCGUUAUUCUUUCAUUUUCCACCUCUGCUCCGGGAUGGAGAGAAUUACAUGGUGCUUUUAGAUUCCACCCUGUCCAAGUCGCAGUAUGACUACACCCUACCUCAAGUCUCAUUCACCACCAUCGGAUACCACAAGCACAUCACCUUGGUUUUUAAUCCUACGAGAAAACUGCCAGAGCAGGAUAUUGCCCAAGGAUCCUACAUCGCUCUUCCAUUGACUCUGCUGCUUUUGUUAGCGGGCUACAACCACGACAAGUUGAUUCCCUUGCUGCUUCAGUUAACCAGCCGUCUCCAAGGGGUGUGUGCUCUGGGACAGGCGGGGGCCGAUACAGGAGGCCUCGAGGAUAUCAAGAGGCAAGCCAAGAAACAGAAGACACGACGGACGUGAGAAUGGAUGUCCCAUUCAGAUGCGUUGGUUUUACUUACUCCUCCUCCUCUUUUCGCCUGGCUGCUAAAGUGAGACUUCUCUGGGUUACAGCAAAGAAAUUCUUUGCACUGGACAUCUACGACUCAGAGUUGGUUUGUCACGGGUAUGAUUUUUUACAUGGAGUAUCUUGAAUGUCACAGAAGCCCUUUUAAGAGAAAGCCUCUGUCCUAAAAGGCAGUGUUGGGGUCAUAAAUUAUGGUCAGGUUUGAAAGAACGAUGACCAAUUAAAUUUGUUUUCACUCCCAACUUGGUCUGAUUUGAGUCUUAAUAUGGCCUGCCAGCGCCAGCAGAUCUGGCAGCAGAUUCGGACAGCAAGAAGGUUGGGGAGGAACAUGGGCCAGUCCUGAAGUCUGGGGAAGGCUGUGAUGAGGGCUCUGCGUCGGAGGCAGAGAGGGGGCCAGGGCCAUAUGCCAGUUAUCAGCUGUCUUCGGAGUCAGGCAUCAGUGAGGCAGACGAACGGCUGGUGCCUGUUCCUAGUGUGCGCAUGUGCAGAACUGUCAGGAGAAGGGAACAAUUAAGGAACAGGGGUCGACUUGGGAGUAAGGCCACAGGUGGACGAUGAAUGGCUCCUCCCAUAGAGAAUAAAAGAGGAGCGAAAGGGGAGGGGUGUUUGCAGGAGGCAAUUAGUUUAUUCCUGCAUUCUGGCCAAGUAUUGCGGUGUCUGAAAGAUAUUGGCCUGGCCAUUCUCCAAGCCUAAUAAAGGUCAGUAAUUGUGAACUAUCUUGAAAGACUGUGGGAAAGGAAAGACUUUGCUGGAGAGGAAUUUACUGUAAAUUAAAUAAAAGGGGUUUAUCAGGACGAGGACUCGGCUUCGUGCUGCUGGGGAAGCCUAGUCAGAACAUUUAAUUUUCAGGCAUUCUUGUUGCUACUUGUUCCUGAUUUGCUUUGUUUCCUAUUUAUAAUUUUCUUUCCAAGCUCUGAUCUUUUUCGAUAGCAUCCUGGAAUGUACACACAGGAAAGGACCAUGGCAAUCCUCUGGUCAAAUUCCAUACAAGGAUUCAGGAAUCUGGUUCUACAGCAUUUUAGCCCACUAUGACCAUUUCAGUCCAAACUUCUGCAAGCCGGCCACCGUCCAGAUAUGGGGAUUCUGUCUUCCGUAAUUCUCCAUCUAGUAUGGCUAUUACAGAAGGUUUUGAAAGUUGGAGUCCACACACCAUGUAGAUUCACUUCUAGAUGCUCUAACCCAACUUCUUCAUCUUAAUGAAGUCCCUGUGUGCUGUCUUCACCUCCCAUUGGUUCUUCUAACUGUGAUGUCCAAUGACUCCUUCCGUAUUGGUAUUGGUUGUCCAACAAAUCUGGAGGACUUCGAAUACAGGAAGCCUCCUCUGUGUCUUACAGUAUUGGCCAGUACCAGGUGGUUGAGAUGUUCUGUAGGUGGUUUGGGUGAUACCAAAAGAUAGGCUAUACCUAGCCUCUGACAUAAGAAUGAAGGAACCUAUAGGAACAUGGAGUUAGUAUCUAUGGAGAUUCUCAGUCACCCAGGUCACGGUUGUCCCAAAGGUGCUUUUUCAAGAGGCACCGGGACUUUCUUCGUUUUUCCUUGAAGACGUUUUGCUUCUCAUCCAAGAAUUGAACUGAAGAACUUCGAACUGUCGCUAAAAGAAUGGUUGUAACUCGAGAACUGCCCGUACUGUACAGGUUUUGACUAGGUGGAUAGUGUAAUAUUAGAAAGCAGCCACAAGAUGGCAGUAGACUCGGUCGCCUAGAUUAAUCGAGUGGAUGAAGUGGAGAAUUUCUUAGCGGAAAGAAAGCCAGAAUAAAGCUUGGCAUUUUUGCUCACUUUACAAUCUUCUAAGGGUGAACACGAGCACUGGUUUUAACCAGUCUGAUUUCAAGAGGAUUUGGGGUGGGGUAGGGAGAGAUUUGAACAACCAGAAUUGCACGAUGCCAUGAAUGAAGAAUUCAUCAUGUAUCAAGCACAAGGUGGAGCUUAUGUGUAGAAGAUAAGUUCUGAUGGGAGUGGAAUUGACAGAUCAGCGUGUCUUCUCCCAGCUUUUACAUAGUCGCUCUAGUUCAUAUUCCUGCUUUGAUUGCAAAGAUAUUUCUUCUUUUACAGAAAAGUGGGCUCAUGUGAAUUGAACGGGGAAGACAUGGCCUGCAUGAGUCAUCCUUCCAUACCAUUAAAUGGAAGGCUUAAUUGACAUCUCCUUAGCCAAACCACUUCAGGGUUGAGCAGAUUCAUAGAAAUGGAGGAAAGCUGUAUUUUGCAUCUCAAUAAGGGGGGAAAAAUAAUUGGCACGAAAAGCAAACACCUAUUAUGAUUUUAUUUCCAAAUGCCUAUUUGUGCUAGUUCUUUUUU